GGGGGGGGAAAUACUUGCAUCCCGGAAGUAUGCUCCGGUGUGAUAGCCUAUCCCCUCUGUUGUGUGCCUGGGGGUUGUCGGAAGUCAACUGACUGUCAGAUGAGGAUCUCGGUUCAUGCUUUUAAGUUAAAUUGUUCUCAUUUUUAUAGCAUGUAGAUAGCAGAUACCACAGAGUGACAAUGCAGAUUCUCACUCCUCACGUUUACUGGGCUCAGCGGCAUGGAGAGAUUUUCCUCCGGGUGGAACUGAGCGAUACAAAGAAUCUUGACAUCCGCCUGCAAGAAAACAACAUACUUCAGUUCAGAGCACAGGGCCAUGGAGCUAAAGGAGAUAAUGAAUACAAGUUCAGUUUGGAGUUCCUGGAACCUGUUAGUCCUGAGAUCAACCAUAAGUCCACCCAGCGUCAGGUGGACAUCAAGAUCAAGAAGCAGGAGGAGCGCUGGUGGGACCGGCUGACGCUGCAGGAAAAGAAGCCUCUGUUUUUGGCUCCGGACUUUGAUCGCUGGCUGGACGAGUCCGACGCAGAGAUGGAGCUUCAGGCUAAGGAGGAGGAGAAGAUAAACAAGAUAAGUGUGGAGUCAAGAGUUCGUAAAGACCCAUACCUCGGGCUGAAGAAAGGCUACUUGUUUAUGUACAACCUGGUGCAGUUCUUGGGAUUCUCCUGGAUCUUUGUCAACAUGACGGUUCGACUCUUCAUUCUUGGUCAAGAUUCGUUCUAUGAUACCUUCCACACCACGGCUGAUAUGAUGUAUUUCUGUCAGAUGAUGGCCGUGCUCGAGGUCAUUAAUCCCUUGUUGGGUCUGGUUAAGACUGGAUUUCUCCCUGCCAUGCUACAGGUGACAGGGAGAAACGUCAUUCUCUUUGUUAUCUUCGGCAGUCUGGAAGAGAUGCAGAACAAACCUGUUGUCUUCUUCGUCUUCUACCUGUGGAGCACCAUCGAGAUCUUCAGGUACCCAUUCUACAUGCUGGCCUGCAUCAGCACAGAGUGGAAGCUGUUAACGUGGCUGAGAUACAGCCUCUGGAUCCCUCUGUACCCGCUGGGGACUGUGGCUGAAGCGGUGGCUGUGAUCCAGUCCCUGCCCAUCUUUGAUGAGACGCAUCUGUUCAGCCUCCGCCUCCCUGCGCUGCUGGGACACUCUAUAAGCUUCUCCUACACUCUGCAGCUCUACCUGGUCCUCAUGUUCCUGGGACUCUUCUUCAAUUUCCGCCACCUGUACAAGCAGCGGAGGAGACGAUACCGCUCGAGGAAAAGGAAAGUCCACUAACUCACCACCACCUUUAUUUUCCACACACCCUGAACUGCCGUCCACAUAAAGAUAAAGCAGCUGUUUUCUUUUCCUCUAAUUGCCUUUUUAUCAUCUUCCUACACACACUGACCUGAUAAUGGAGUACUGGUUACUUUAUUCCACCGCGUGAACUGUUAAACUUCUCCAGACCAAAUCCUGUAAAUCUUGUAAAAAACUGUAACAUCUCAACAACUCACUUUAGAACACUGUACAGGUUGAUCCAGUGCUUCACUACUACCAUGUUUAUUCUCUUAAUAAUGUCCAUAAUUAAUGAAGAUUUACUGUAUCUCCGUGUCUGCAGUCACUGUCUAAGGUUUUGUUAUGACAGAAAUAUUUUAUGGAUUUCUCUGUUGAUUUCCUUGUUAGGGUAACGAGAGAAGUGUUUACUUUAUAAACAUGUAGGAGUAAUUUGUUUUAGAGUUGAAAAUAAUGUGGUUUAGGAAAACAAUUUCCUUGUACAAACUCACUGCAACAGAUCAGCCAUUUUUGCUUUAUUUAUACCCUUGGUUGGUUCAAAAAUAAUGUUAUUACCCUCAAAACUGCUUUUCAAAACAUGUUUUAAUGGUCUUUUAACCCAAUAAUUACAAACCAGAUCCUUCACAGUCAAUAUUGAUUAACUUUUAUAUGUUGUUGCAUUGUUGUUGUGUCUUAAUGCAAUUGAAAGCCAAUACAGUUUUGAUUCUCUCUCAGUUGGUGUGUUUAAGGACACUUCGGUCUCUGGGAAUGUAGAAUUUUCUGCAUUAUUUUAAAUGCAAGAGUCGGCAAAUGAAUAUGUUCAUCUCCCUGAUGUCCACGUUUGCUUGUUUUCGUCUGGGUGUUAUUAUCUGAAAAGCCUGUAAACAAAAUGCUUGUUUUGUUUCUCAAAUGUCGGAAUGUAUUUUAGAGAGAGUUUGAAAAUUGUUCCUGCUUGCGACUGCAUGAAGAGGCAACAAUCUCAAGCAAGUUUCACAGCUCUGCAAGUUGACUGAACUUGUAGAUUAUUUAAAAAAUCUGUCUGCAGCGAUGUAAAGUUGAUAAACUAAAACACCACUUUUAUGGUUCUUGAAUCGAUAGAGAUUAUUUCAGAUGCCUUUGCAUGAAAAGACUUUGGCUCUUAACUAUAAAUCAAAUUUAGAUGCUCGUUGUUGUCAGAGGUGCAUUACGAACACUGAGCCUUGUCCUUCACUGCUUUGAAUAAUAACAAAGCCAUGCAAAUUACUGUAGAAAGGAAUAUUUAUAUCUGCUUACACUAUCCUUCUUGCUGGCCUUUACAUAAGUUUAAUUGGUAACAACACACAUUUAUGACCUACAAAUGUUUGUUUGUCCUGCGAAAGUGUAACUGUUUUUGUUGAAAGAUGCAAGAGGGACAUGGCUCAAAAUCAGGAUUUUAAAGUUGUUAACUGUGAAUGAUACAUAAUGAAUCAUGUAAUGUGAUUGUUUAAAACGCAUAAAACUAUUAUUUGCUUUACAGCAGAGGCAAAAGAUUUUAAGUUGGUUGAGGUUUAGCCAUCAGACUUCACAGCCCUCUCUCUUUAUUGAAGAAAGGCAGGGAGCAUUCGCUAGCUGAUGAAUAAAGAUCUCCAUUCUUUCACUUCCUGUGAAGUUUGACCUAGUAAAAAGGCGCUGCAAUUUGAGAGGGGAUGUCGGACUGACACGCAAUUGAGGAAGUAUUGAUUGUUGCCAUUUCAGGAUAUUUUUUUGUGUUACUGCGUGCUGAAAGAGUAUAAACAGCAGAAUAGGACAAAGUGUAAAGAAUGACAGAAAUGGAGGGUGAGGACGAAAGGCUUCAUAAAAAGAUUUUAACUUGCUUUUUGAUUUUAAAUGCUUUUAGCUUGUUAACACUGUAAUGCUAACUCCACCGAGUACUGUGCAUUUCUGCCAGUUCUAGACGGACUGCAUCUCCAGAGUUCUCUCUGCUUUAAAGCCACUAUGUGUAGGAUUUGAAGAUGUAGAACUUUGGCUCCCCUAGUGGUAUUAUUGAAAAAUCGAGUUAAAAAUACGCUGCUUCCUCUCCACCCUCAUGGAUCCGACAUGUGGACACUGAGAUGAAGGCAACACCUGCACCUGUUGUUUUCUAUGUUAGCCCACUAAGGUUAUUAUAGUUAACUAAAACUAAACUUAAAAGUAGGUGUAAAAAAAAAAACAUUUUAGUCAACUGAAAUAAAAAUAAAAACUAGACUAAAAAUGAAUGCUGAUACAAUAUUGUGUACUUACAAAACUGACUAAAAUAAAAAAUAUACAGGAAAUGGCUUUAAUUUUAGUCUUUGUCAAUUUGAUCAAAUGUGUCAACACAAGCUUGAUGAGGCUUCGGUGCAUAUAUUUAUAGAGACUGAGAUGUCUCGGUGUUUGUAUUGUAAUACUUAUUCUGAACUUCUUAAAUCUUUCCCCUGGCAAAUACCCCCCAUAUUAUAAUUAAAAAAAUAAAUACUGAAACUAAUAAAAUCUAAACUAAAACUAAUAUUUUUUAAAUAAUACAAACUAAACUAAAACGUGCAAACCCACUCUGGAAAACUAACUGAAUUGAAAACAUAAAGAUGAAAUUAAAAUAAAAACCAAUGAAAAUACAAAACUAUAAUAACUCUGAAGCCGACACAGUUGAUGCAUGUCAAAUGAUACAGGUGAGUGUGUGUUGCAGUUGUUCUCCAGAUAUUGUCUCAUUUUUCUACAAACAAAAACAUACAACACAAUAAAAGUUCUACACGUUGUUUGAACCAGUUCAUAUGGUGAGAACUGACAAUUAUA
Messenger RNA from Sander lucioperca (pikeperch), 4007 nucleotides. Its product is annotated as very-long-chain (3R)-3-hydroxyacyl-CoA dehydratase-like. Gene Ontology annotation, molecular function: 3-hydroxyacyl-CoA dehydratase activity. Gene Ontology annotation, biological process: sphingolipid biosynthetic process; very long-chain fatty acid biosynthetic process; fatty acid elongation. The transcript is spliced from 12 exons. The coding region runs from base 180 to 1265 and encodes 361 amino acids. Gene Ontology annotation, cellular component: endoplasmic reticulum membrane. The record is from RefSeq and is a predicted model, not a curated record. NCBI's taxonomy places the organism in Eukaryota, Metazoa, Chordata, Actinopteri, Perciformes, Percidae.